AUGCUUUGGUCGAAGAUCACCUCCUUCGCGGGACUUUGUUCCCUUGUCGCAAUUGACACAGCUUCUGCACAGACAAAAUAUAAUGUUCAGAAGCCUCCGCUCGACACAGAUUGGACCUAUAAACUCGGCACGAACCCUUGGCCGGAACACCCCCGACCUCAGCUUAAACGUGAAGCUUGGAAGAGUCUCAACGGCAUCUGGACGUGGAGAGGAGACGGUGACCUCAGCAAUCCUCCGGAAGAAGGGCCUCUAGAUCGUGAGGUUCUAGUUCCCGCAUGUAUCGAGAGCGCUCUGUCGGGACUGCAGAUUCUCGAUGAGCGGCAAUUCUGGUACCAGCGAUCUUUUGAGGUGUCCGAUGACUGGGAGGAUAAGACCGUUUUGCUUCAUUUCGAGGCUGUUGACUACAAUUCGACUGUGUUUGUGAACGGAGAGGAAAAGACGACACACAUCGGUGGUUACGACAGAUUUACAAUUGAUAUCACCGACAACGUCAAGUUCGGCGAGUCUAAUGAGCUACUUGUCUUUGUGAAUGACCCAACAGAUGACCAGGUCAUUCCCAUCGGCAAACAGACUCUGCGACCCAGUCACAUCUUCUACCGCUCGUGCUCGGGUAUCUGGCAGCAAGUAUGGCUCGAGGCUGUUCCCAAGGACUACAUCACUGAGCUCGAUGUUUCAGCUAAUGCAGACGGCAAAGUAUCUGUAACAGUCCACACAUCGCAAAACUCUAGCAGCCCCGCCAAAGUAGUGAUUCAAGGCUUGAAUGAAGAAGACCUGGCAUCCCACGAUGGAACAACUAAUGAAGAAUUCACUUUCACUGCCAAGUCACCUAAGCUAUGGUGGCCUGACUCCCCAACGCUUUACAAUCUCACCGUAACGCUCGACAGCGGGGAUAAGGUACAGAGUUACACGGGCUUCCGAACCAUUUCCAAAGGUAAAGUUGAGAACGUCACUCGGCCACUGCUGAACGGGGAGUUUGUGUUCCAGUUUGGAACCCUCGAUCAGGGAUUUUGGCCUGAUGGCUUGUACACGCCGCCGAACCGAGAGGCCAUGAUUUCUGAUUUGGAGCUUUUGAAAAAGCUAGGCUUCAACAUGGUUCGAAAACAUAUCAAAUAUGAGCCUCAUCUGUUCUACCAGGCCUGUGACCAGCUUGGCCUUCUUGUUAUCCAAGACAUGCCCAGCCUGCCAGCUGACGGCCAGCGCAAACCAAACGAUGCGGAACAAGCCGAAUUCAAGCGACAGCUUGAGAUUCUGGUCAAACAGCAUAAGAACUACCCCUCAAUCGUUACAUGGGUCAUUUAUAAUGAAGGCUGGGGCCAGCGAGACGGGGAACCUGAGAAAGACUUGACGGAAGUGGUGCGUAAGCUCGACAAGUCCAGACUCAUCAACUCUGUCAGCGGAUGGAACGAUCACGGAUAUGGCGACUUUCAUGACAACCAUAACUAUGCUGCUCCUCAAUGCGGAACGCCGUUUUACUCCAGGCCCAAGACGCCUUAUGAUCCUGAGCGUAUUGGCAUUGCUGGCGAGUACGGCGGAAUCGGUCAUAAUGUCUCGAUCGAGCAUCUUUGGAAUGUGAAACAGGCGAUCGACAGCAUCCCAGAAACAUACGAAAUCAAUGAGAAUCUUGAUUCGUACCACUACCGAUCUGGAGUUCUAUUUCGCGACAUCCGCGAGCAGACACAGCGCUUCGCUUGUAGUGGUGCUGUUUAUACCCAGACUAGUGAUGUUGAAGGCGAGGUCAACGGUUUGAUUACCUAUGAUCGUCGUUUCGUGCGGCCUGAAGUUGAGAAAUGGCAGAGUGAGAUUGCGAGUGUGUAUAAGGCAGCUGCUUCGAGAGGUGGACGAGAGUCUGGUGAUAAGGGGAAGGCUGCGGCUGGAUCUUUACUAGAUCUUUAA
Fusarium sp. VM40 is the source of this 1893-nucleotide messenger RNA. The record is from the annotation of a GenBank genome assembly. NCBI's taxonomy places the organism in Eukaryota, Fungi, Ascomycota, Sordariomycetes, Hypocreales, Nectriaceae.